UAAAUUUUCCGCGUUUCGGUACUGGAAGAAUCGUGUUCUCUUACACACAAGUUGAUAUUAAUAUCUGAACAAGUACUGAAUAAGACUGCAGUGUACUUUUCUACGAAGAACGUGUAUUCACAACUCGAAAUAACAAGAAAGAAACCAUCCGACCUCCACGCCACGCUACCGCCAUUCCAUGCUCUUCUCAUCGUAAUGAAAAAUUAUACAAAGGCACUUCGGAAACAAACUGAUGGAGAGAAAUUGAAGACGAACGACCGAAGGGCGUCUGGUUUGAUGGCCUAUCCAAGGAUUGGUCGGUCCGAUCAGCCGGUCUCAAACGUUAAUUAUAAUCGGCAUCGUGAAAUGGAACCGGAUACGGAAAUGCAGUUUUACAACACACACGAUUCGGAUUUGGAUUCUGCCUCGGAAAAGGAUUACGAAGAUUCACGCAACGUCAUCUCGGUAUUCAACGGAAGAUCGAUGAAUCCGAAGCACUCUGAUAAAAUUCCAAAAGACUCGUCAUGGUUGAUCACCAAGGAGUAUCGGCCCUGGCAGAAGAUCGACGACGGUAGAUCCCAUCACUCCAACUCUUUACUUCUGGCUCGAGGGUUUAGGAACAGCCAGAUGAAUGGAUACACGCCGAGACUAGGACGUGAAAGCGACGCGGAUCGAACAUUCUGCAAAUGAUCUCGAAACGUGAACUUCGACCCCGGCCGGAAGUUGCACGAUCUAAUUUAAUAAUCUAUCCUUAACUCGUGCCACUAAGUUUCGACAUUGUUUCAUCCCUUGCCUUACUCAAACUUUACCAUAACUUAAGAUAAAAAGAAAAGUGAAACCAUAUUUGAAGAAUGAAGUGUUGAAUAUUCAUGACAAUAAAGCUUUGAAAUUCAAUUUUGAAUAAU
This is a messenger RNA of Osmia lignaria (orchard mason bee), 884 nucleotides long. Its product is annotated as CAPA peptides. The record is from RefSeq and is a predicted model, not a curated record. Lineage: Eukaryota; Metazoa; Arthropoda; Insecta; Hymenoptera; Megachilidae.